Solanum stenotomum is the source of this 1137-nucleotide messenger RNA. RefSeq names its product F-box/kelch-repeat protein At3g23880-like. The transcript has a single exon. The coding region runs from base 1 to 1137 and encodes 378 amino acids. Gene Ontology annotation, molecular function: protein binding. The record is from RefSeq and is a predicted model, not a curated record. Lineage: Eukaryota; Viridiplantae; Streptophyta; Magnoliopsida; Solanales; Solanaceae.
AUGGAAAAUUCGAUUCCUGAUCUGCCAACCGAACUGGUUAUUGAAAUCCUCUUGAGGCUUCCAGUAAAAUCCCUCUUGAAAUUUAGGUGCGCUUCAAAAUCUUGGUUUGCUUUGAUCUCUAGUCCUGAAUUUGAAACUCAUCUCAGCUUAAAUGCCAAUAACAGCGAAUACACCCGCCAUAAGGUUAUGAUGUUUGAACGUACUGUGUAUGGCUUUCGAGAUUGUAGCGUUAGCUCUUUAUUUAAUAACUCAUUUAACGAGGCAAACGACUUGGAUUAUCCCAGGCAAGUUCCAUGUGGUGUUUAUAUUGUAGGUUCUGUCAAUGGAUUGAUUUGUUUGGUUAGUCGGGAAAACGAAUUGUUUCUAUGGAAUCCAUCAAUUAGAAAGUACAAGAAGUUGCCUAAUCCUAAAACUAAAACUACUUUUGGGUAUUGCAUCAAGCAAUCAUGUGGUUUUGGAUAUGAUGAGUUUCAUGAUGAUUAUAACAUAGUCGUUAUUUUUGCGAGAUAUGAUUUUUCACUUCCAAUUGAGGUAAAAAGAUAUAGUCUAAAAAGUGAUUCUUGGAGAACGGUUGAUAAUUGUCCAAGUAUGGUGCCACUACAGCAGUCAGGUAGGUUUGUGGAUGGGAAACUACAUUGGAUUACUAUUAUUGGUCCUAAACUCUGUAUGAAACGAAGCAUCAUUUCUAUUGAUCUGGCUGACGGGAAAUGGGGAGAGAUGGAACUACCCUGUUAUUGGAAAGGAGGAGGAGGUGUGGUUUUGAGCUUGGGAGUGUUGGGAAGUAAUCUUUCGGUCUUGUGUGAUUGUGACGACCCAUAUAUGUUAGAUGUUUGGCUUAUGAAGGAGUAUGGGGUUAAAGAAUCUUGGACGAAGAUGUUUGCUAUCAAGAUGCCGGAUGAUCAAUUGGUGUAUGGAUAUCUUGGGCAAAUACGUUUACACUUGGCAAGUGGAAGUGGAAUUUUGGUUGUAUUUGGAUCAAGUUUCAUGAUAUACAAUACAAACGGUGACCCGCUCAGAUCUUCAAAGGUUAUUAACUCUAAUAAUUGGGACGAGGCGGAAAUCUACAUUGAAAGCCUAGUUUGUCCUUUUUCUACGGUAGGGACUGAGGAUGCAACAAAAAUGGGACUGAGGUUGUGA